UUUUAAUCAAAUAAGACUCCAUUGUAGCUUCCGAGAUUUAAAGCUUUUGCUUGACUAAGUGCAAACAAUCUUUAGACUGAAGUCUCUGUCUGCAACCCAAAAAAAAAAAGAUAUAUAUUGGAGUAAAAGAGACGAGAAGAGAGACUAGAGCAUUGUGCGUGAACCCGGUAAAAAAGGAAGAUGCGUUACAUAUAUCUGAAGCAUGCAAGGCUCCAUUACUCACCUCAACUAACUCUCUGAUGGCCAAAAACAUACAGAGACAAAUCAGACUAAAGAGUAUUUAAUAAGCAUCAUCUAAUAAAGGGCCUAGCCUAUUAACUACUACACAAAUCGAAAUCUUUUUAUGCCAGGUUCGAUAGAAGAAACAAACUUGUGUAAAAUCAUGCUGCGAAACAGAGUUCUUGCGUUCUUGGUGCUCACAGCUCAGCUCUUGGUGAUGGUACCUGAAACAAGUGCGAAAGUUCUUGCACUUAUCGUAUUUGGGGACUCCACCGUGGAUUCAGGAAACAACAACCAGAUUUCUACAGUUCUAAAAAGUAACUUCCAGCCGUAUGGCCGAGAUUACUUAGAUGGCAAAGCAACCGGGAGAUUCUCAAACGGUCGGAUUGCACCAGAUUUCAUUUCUGAAGGUUUGGGACUCAAGAACGCAGUCCCUGCCUACCUAGAUCCAGAAUACAACAUCGUAGACUUUGCCACUGGUGUCUGUUUCGCUUCAGCUGGUACCGGCUUAGACAAUGCAACCUCUUCUGUGUUAUCUGUGAUGCCGCUUUGGAAGGAAGUGGAGUACUACAAAGAAUACCAGACCAGGCUAAGAAGCUACUUAGGUGAAGAGAAAGCUAAUGAGAUUAUUAAGGAGUCACUAUACCUAAUUAGUAUCGGAACCAACGAUUUCCUGGAGAAUUACUAUCUUCUUCCCCGUAAGUUGAGGAAGUACUCUGUGAGUGAGUACCAAGACUUCCUGAUAGGUAUCGCAGGAGAUUUCGUGAAAGAUAUUUACAGACUCGGAGCUCGGAAGAUGUCUUAUUCAGGACUCUCUCCUUUUGGAUGCUUGCCCUUGGAAAGAACAACUCAGAUCUUUUAUGGAAGCAAAUGCAUCCAAGAAUACAACAAAGUGGCUAGAGAUUUCAACACCAAGAUGAAUGAAAAAGUCUCCAAGUUGAACAAAGAACUUGACGGACUCCAGCUUGUGUUUUCAAAUCCGUAUGAUCUGGUUUCAGAAAUCCUAAACCACCCUGAAGCAUUCGGUUUUGAAAAUGUAAGGAGUGCAUGCUGCGGAACAGGAUACUAUGAGAUGAGCUACUUGUGUGAUAAAAUGAACCCAUUCACUUGUUCUGAUGCGAGCAAAUAUGUAUUUUGGGACUCAUUUCACCCAUCAGAGAAGACAAACGGAAUCGUAGCAAGCCAUAUUCUGAAGUACGACUUGUCUCGGUUUCACUGAUAGAUAAGAAAGGUCCAUACCACCAGGCACAAUAUUUAAACAUACUACAUUCUUUCUUCUAAAACAUAAAACAGUUGUCAUUAAGUUUCUUGAUAUCAGUCAAAAAUCAAGCUUCCAGAUUGUUGUAAAAGAAACCAUUUUUCUUACUUUAUGUUCAUGUAACUACUUAAUAGAUGCUGCUGUGAUAUUAUAUAAAGAUGAAUCAGAUCAAACUGUUAGACUCAUAA
Messenger RNA from Camelina sativa (false flax), 1665 nucleotides. Its product is annotated as GDSL esterase/lipase At4g26790. NCBI's taxonomy places the organism in Eukaryota, Viridiplantae, Streptophyta, Magnoliopsida, Brassicales, Brassicaceae. Gene Ontology annotation, molecular function: hydrolase activity, acting on ester bonds. The record is from RefSeq and is a predicted model, not a curated record.